AUGGAAGAGGAGGAGAGUAUCCGCGUGGUUCGCUGUGGCGGCAGCGAGUUGAACUUUAGGAGAGCGGUGUUUUCUGCGGAUUCUAAAUACAUCUUCUGUGUUUCUGGAGAUUUUGUUAAAGUAUACAGCACAGUUACGGAAGAAUGUGUGCAUAUACUGCAUGGACACAGCCAAUUGGUGACUGGAAUCCAGCUCAACCCCAACAACCAUCUACAGUUGUAUUCUUGUUCCUUGGAUGGUACAAUUAAGCUAUGGGACUACAUAGAUGGUAUUUUGAUAAAGACUUACACAGUUGGGCAUAAACUUCAUGCCCUUUUUACUGGUAGCCAUGCUGAAGAGUCUGUCUUCGUUACAAUAAGUAAAGAAAGCCCAGAUGUUUUUCAGCUGGUUUCAGUGAAGCUGCCCAAAUCAUCAGGUCAAGAAAUAGAAGCUAAGGAGGUAUCCUUUAUUUUGGAUUAUAUAAACCAGUCACCCAAGUGCAUUGCUUUUGGAAAUGAGGGACAGUAUGUGGCAGCAGUACGGGACUUCUACUUGUCUGUUUAUUUUUUCAAAAAGAAAACAACAUCAAGGUUUACUUUAUCAUCAUCAAAAAAUAAGAAGAAUUCUAAGAAUGAAUUCACGUGUGUAGCAUGCCACCCAAGAGAAGACUGCAUAGCCACUGGUCACAUGGAUGGCAAAAUUCGUCUCUGGAGGAAUUUUCAUGAUGAUAAGAAAUACACAUAUACUUGUUUACAUUGGCAUCAUGAUUUGGUUAUGGAUUUGGCUUUUUCAGUAACAGGCAACAGUUUGCUGAGCGGUGGGCGUGAGUCUGUACUGGUGGAAUGGCGAGAUAUAACAGAGAAGAAUAAAGAGUUUCUACCCCGUUUGGGAGCAACAAUUGAACAUAUUUCAGCCUCACCUGCAGGGGAUUUGUUCUGUACUUCUCAUUCUGACAAUAAGAUAAUAGUCAUUCACCGAAACCUUGAGGCCUCUGCAGUGAUCCAAGGCCUAGUGAAAGACAGGAAUAUCCUUACUGGUUUGAUGAUUGAUCCAAGAACUAGAGCUUUGGUUUUGAAUGGAAAACCUGGCCACCUGCAGUUUUAUUCUCUCCAGAGUGAUAAGCAGCUGUAUAAUUUAGAUAUUAUACAGCAAGAAUACAUCAAUGAGAACCAUUUGAUCCAAAUUGAGCUAACAAAGGCUGCAUUUAGCCUCAAUGGCAACUGGCUUGCAACAGUGGAAGAACGCCAAGAAAAGGCAACAGAGCUUGAAUUGCAUAUGAAACUGUGGUCAUAUAAUAAGAAGACACAAGGGUUUGUUCUCAACACAAAAGUCAGCAUGCCACAUGACGACCACAUCACAGCUCUCUGUUUCUGCAAUGCAGGAAAAUCGGAAAACCCUGCCUUAGUCACAACUAGUAAAGAUGGCUACUUCAAAGUGUGGAUAUUAACAGAUGACUCUGAUAUAUAUAAAAAGGCUGUUGGCUGGACCUGUGACUUUGUUGGUAGUUACCACAAAUACCAAGCAACUAACUGUUGUUUCUCGGAAGACGGCUCUUUACUUGCAAUUAGUUUUGAGGAAAUAGUCACAAUAUGGGAUUCAGAGACAUGGGAGCUAAAGUGUACAUUUUGCCAACGAGCUGGGAAAAUAAGGCACCUUUGCUUUGGGCGACUGAUGUGCUCUAAGUAUCUUCUUGGUGCUACAGAAAACGACCUCCUUUGCUGUUGGAAUCUGCUCAGUUGUACACUGGAAUGGAGUACAAAACUGGAUGUUAGAGUCAUGGAGCCUGAUCCGAAUUCAGAGAACAUUGCCGCUGUCUCUUGGUCUUCAGUGGGUUUGUUCGUGCCACGAGAUGUCCCAGAAUCGUACAACUCAGGAGCUUACCGGUGGCUGAACAGAUCCCAGUUUUACUUCCUCACAAGAUCACAGACUUUAUUGACAUUCAGUGCAAAGUCUCCAGAAGAGAAACUCACACCAACAAGCAAGCAGCUGCUUGCAGAAGAUAGUCUUCCAGCAACCCCAUUUUAUUUCAUUUUGGGAAAACACAGGCAACCGCAGGAUGAAAAAUUAAAUGAUACUUUGGGAAAUGAGUUGAUACAACUACCAUUAACAGAAAACAUACCUGCAAUUAGUGAGCUUCUUCAUACUCCAGCCCAUGUACUACCAUCUGCUUCUUUUCUGUGCUCCAUGUUUGUAAAUUCAUUGCUGCUAUCUAAGGAGACUAAGAGAGCUGAAGAAAUUCCUGAUGAUGUAGAUAUGGAAGAAGAAAAAGAAAAUGACAGUUCAGAUGAAGAAAAUGAUUUUACUGAAAAUAUCCAGGAUACAAACAACAUAGAUUUGGGAGAAGAUAUAAAUCAGUUGUCAAAAUCUGAAGAAAAAGAACUGAGAAAAUUAAGGAAAAUCGACUAUAGUUGGAUAACAGAGCUUUAA
Messenger RNA from Elephantulus edwardii (Cape elephant shrew), 2406 nucleotides. It is a transcript of the gene WDR75, whose product is annotated as WD repeat domain 75. The coding region runs from base 1 to 2406 and encodes 801 amino acids. Gene Ontology annotation, molecular function: protein binding; RNA binding. NCBI's taxonomy places the organism in Eukaryota, Metazoa, Chordata, Mammalia, Macroscelidea, Macroscelididae. Gene Ontology annotation, biological process: positive regulation of rRNA processing; positive regulation of transcription by RNA polymerase I. The record is from RefSeq and is a predicted model, not a curated record. Gene Ontology annotation, cellular component: nucleolus. The transcript is spliced from 21 exons.